This is a messenger RNA of Fusarium verticillioides 7600, 1581 nucleotides long. RefSeq lists its product as hypothetical. The transcript has 3 exons. The coding region runs from base 1 to 1581 and encodes 526 amino acids. Gene Ontology annotation, molecular function: oxidoreductase activity, acting on paired donors, with incorporation or reduction of molecular oxygen; monooxygenase activity; iron ion binding. NCBI's taxonomy places the organism in Eukaryota, Fungi, Ascomycota, Sordariomycetes, Hypocreales, Nectriaceae. The record is from RefSeq and is a predicted model, not a curated record.
AUGUUCUUGUUAUCAAUAAAUGCUGCAGAUUUGGCGUUCAUUGUCCUUCUCGCUUUAAUAGCGUUCCUUGUCUUCAGACCUCUUCUUCACUAUCUUCUUGAUCCUCUCGACAUGAGAAAAUAUCCAGCACCCAGCUUCCUUGCAGCAACAACUCAGUGGUGGAUUCUCAAGGAGACAUGGCUCCAACGACGCUCCAGAAGCAUCCAUGAUCAGCAUGAAAGACUUGGUGAUGUCAUCCGAAUUGCGCCUAGUCUCAUCAUCUUCAACAUCCCGGAAGCCGUGCCUGACAUAUACGGCCAUGCUGCAGCUCGAAAGCUUGUUAAGGACACAUUUUAUGACAAAAUUGCUGGUAAAGAGCGCGACAUUGUCAAUGUCAUUGAUCAUGGCGAUCAUUCUCAGCGAAGAAAAUACCUUUCCAACUCAUUUGCGCUCAAAACAGUUACGGACAUGGAACCUAUCAUCAGACAAAACUUCCAGAGGAUGCUUGACUACUUGGAUGAAAUUGCAACCCAGGACACGGCGAGUCAGGCAUUGGACAUUCGACGAUGGUUCAACUACUUCACUUUGGAUGUCAUCGGCGACAUGGCUUUUAGCCUCCCUAUGGGCUUUCUAGCAGGCAGAUGUGAUACCACAAGAGUUAAAUCUCCUGGGAGGCAUGAAUACCAUAUCCCCAGUACUCUUGACGCACUGCAUCGAGGGACAAGAUUGUCCACGACUUUAGCUCAGCUAUCCAGCAUUCGAUGCGUCAAAAUCAUCAAACGACUUUUCACUUCCACAAAUUGGCUGAAACAGUCAACUGGAGCUCAAGGAAUCGAAGACUUUGACAAUGUUUGUACCAGCCAGCUAACUAGGAGAUUGAAUAACGGCUCACCAGAUCGUCUUCAACAAGACUUCAUGAGUAAGAUCCUGACGAACCGCGAGGGCGAAACUCGAGGGCUUUCAUUUGAAAGACUUUUAUCUGAAUCCAUCGUCUUCAUGAAUGCUGGCAGCGAAACUACUGCUGCUGCUCUUUCGAGUACCCUGUACUUUUUGCUCUCAAAUCCAAAAUGCUUCGAGAAGCUACGAGGUGAGAUCGAUGCCAAACCAGGAUCGAGCAACGAAGGAAUUGUCUCAUACGAUUCUGCUAAGGACCUUCCGUAUUUGAGAGCGUGUAUUGACGAGUCAUUGAGACUCCGACCCCCAAUUGCCUAUGCUCAACAACGUCUCGUGGUAUGUCCCCAAGGCGCAAUCAUAGCGGGCCAUCACAUCAAGCAAGGGACGACUGUUGCAGUUUCACCAUGGACUAUCCACCGAAACAGGAAACUGUAUAAGGACCCCGAUGAGUUCGAUCCGGAGCGAUGGUUUGACCCAGAGCAAUUGUCCAAUCUCAGAAGGUACUACAUCGUGUUCAGUCAAGGACCGCGUCAAUGCCUUGGCAGGCACAUUGCGAUUGUUGAACUGCAGAUAUUGAUUUCCACCUUGGUGCGGAGAUACGACAUGUACUUGGCGGACCAAGAGAUGGACUUCGUCAUCUUUGAUCGAUUCAACUCGAACCCUGGACCUCUUCCUGUCAAGGUGGAGCGGCGGGUAUUUGUGGACUAG